AUGAGGGCGAUUGCUCAUGAGUGGCCCAAUGUGGUGAAGGGUGCACGUUGGCUUGUAGGUAAUGGCAGGUCCGCGCGGUUUUGGCUGGACCCAUGGUUGGGAUCGUUAGGCCCUCUAAGCUCGAUCGUUGUUAACGUCCCGCCCUCAGAAUUCUGUAAUGCGACGGUGGCCGAGUUGGUUAGCGGCUCCGGAGAAUGGCGGUGGGACCUGCUUCAUGGUCUGCUCCCGGCGUCCAUAUUAAUACGUCUCGCAGCGACUCUACCCCCACGAGAAAUGGAGGACUCCAAUCGGCUGGUUUGGGGUUUCUCUCCCGACGGCCGCUUCACCAUGAAAUCAGCCUAUAAUUCCCUUUUACAAAGCGUGAACGAGCCCCAAUUGCCACUGUGGAAGAUUAUUUGGCGUGUCAUGGCGCCACAAAGGGUUCGAAUUUUUUAUGGCUUGCUAGCAACGAGCGGUUGCUUACCAAUGUUGAGCGAGUUCGGCAGCAUCUUUCAAGAUGAGGGCUGCGAUUUUUGUGGAGGUCGUGAGAUGAUACUCCAUGUCUUGCGUGAUUGUACUUUUGUGAAGAACUUAUGGAAACGGCUGGUGCCCACGGGCCUUGGGGAGGACUUUUUCGCACUGCCCCUUCGGAGGUGGCUUACACAAAAUCUCGCGAAGUCAAGGCUAGGCUCUUGUUCCAAUUGGGGCGGUCUAUUCUCGGUUGUGACCUGGCGAGCGUGGGCUUGGAGGAAUGACCGCCUAUGUAACGGGCGAUCCCUUGGGUGUGAGGAGCGUCGAGUGGAGGUGUUGUCCCGGGCUGCGAGCUGCCGCCGUGCGGCCGAGGCCCUCGCUAAGGCCGGAGCAGUCAUGCACCGAAUCGUCGUCAGAGUCACCUGGAAUUUCUGCAUUAUCGGGCUCGUCGUGCGCAUUCGGGUCAUUUUGCAGGUCACUUGCUGCAUGCGCUGGGUGCGUUGCCGAGGCCUAUUGCAGCGUCGCUGGGUCGCACUUUGUCUGCCCAUGACAUUGUCGCGCGAGGUGAUCGGAGAACUCGCUGCCAACGGGUCGUACCCGAACUCCUCAAGCGGACGCCUACAAGCUGCCCAGUUGAGGUCGCGCAUGCACUCGAGAAUGCCAUAG
This is a messenger RNA of Striga hermonthica, 1116 nucleotides long. Lineage: Eukaryota; Viridiplantae; Streptophyta; Magnoliopsida; Lamiales; Orobanchaceae. The record is from the annotation of a GenBank genome assembly.